Messenger RNA from Tarenaya hassleriana, 1444 nucleotides. Its product is annotated as probable pectinesterase 53. The record is from RefSeq and is a predicted model, not a curated record. Gene Ontology annotation, molecular function: pectinesterase activity. The transcript is spliced from 5 exons. Bases 241 to 1389 code for a protein of 382 amino acids. Gene Ontology annotation, biological process: cell wall modification. NCBI's taxonomy places the organism in Eukaryota, Viridiplantae, Streptophyta, Magnoliopsida, Brassicales, Cleomaceae.
GCACCCGUGACUCGUUCUUUCUCCGUCAUUUGAUUCUUGAAUUCUUCACUUUUCACCUAAAUCCAAAAACCAAAGUACCAAACACUUGACGACCUCACACACACACACGCACAUACACGUGUGGUAUGUGUGUGUAUAUAUAUAUGUAUAGGAACAUAUGCGCAUGAACACGCACACACACGCACAAAACAAAAAAACAAGGACCUCCCAGAAAACAAAUCCUUGUUUCUUGUCUUUUAAAUGUCCAAAUUCACCAAUUCAAACCCAUUUCUCACUCUCCUCCUCUCUCUUCUUCUUCUUCUCCUCUGUUCCUCAAGAACACAAUGCCACACAAAGGGGCUGAGAUUGCGGCCGAGGAACACGAAAAAUGUGAAUCUGAAUCGAACCCAAAACUCAGAAGAACAGUUCAUGAGAUGGGUCAGAUUUGUCGGGAGCUUGAAGCAUUCCGUCUUCAAGACAGCGAAGAACAAAGUGUUCCCUUCCUACACAAUCACUGUCCAUAAGAACCCUAACAAAGGAGACUUCGUCAAAAUCCAAGACGCUAUCGAUUCUCUGCCUUUCGUCAAUCUUGUCCGUGUCGUCAUCAAGGUUCAUUCCGGAGUUUACACGGAGAAGGUGAACAUACCGCCAAUGAAGUCAUUCAUAACAAUGGAAGGAGAAGGAGCAGAGAAGACGAUAGUUCAAUGGGGAGACAGUGCACAAACGCCGGGAGCAAGGGGCCAGCCUCUGGGCACUUUCAAUUCCGCCACUUUUGCUGUCAACGCUCCUUUCUUUGUUGCCAAGAACAUCACCUUCAAGAACACGACGCCGGUGCCGCCGCCGGGAGCGGUGGGGAAGCAGGCGGUGGCGUUGAGAGUGUCGGCGGACAAUGCGGUGUUCAUGGGAUGUCAGAUUUUGGGGGCUCAGGACACCCUCUACGACCACUUGGGCCGCCACUACUACAAGGACUGCUACAUCGAGGGCUCUGUCGAUUUCAUCUUCGGCAACGCCCUCUCCCUCUACGAGGGAUGCCACGUGCACGCGAUAGCGGACAAGAUGGGGGCGGUGACGGCGCAGGGGAGGAGCAGUGUGCUGGAGGACACAGGAUUCUCCUUCCUGAGGUGCAAGGUGACGGGGACGGGGGUGCUGUAUCUGGGAAGGGCGUGGGGCCCCUUCUCAAGGGUCGUCUUUGCUUACACCUAUAUGGACAACAUCAUCCUCCCCAGGGGCUGGUACAACUGGGGCGACCCUUCCCGCGAGAUGACGGUGUUCUAUGGGCAAUACAAGUGCACGGGGCCAGGAGCCAACCAUGCAGGGAGAGUUGCUUGGUCCAGAGAGCUCACUGACGAAGAAGCUAAGCCCUUUUUGUCUCUUACCUUCGUCGAUGGCUCUGAAUGGAUCAAAUUAUAACCUUUUUCAUGUUAUUAAUCAACCUUAUGAUAAUAACAAUUAUUAUGUACAUUUU